AUGGCUGCCCCAGUGCUCCCCCUCCAACAAGUGAAGCUCGCUUCACUCCCUUCGACCCGUCUAACGCCAGAACAACAAUACUGGAGGACAUUCAAGAAUCCCCUCCUGAUCCCAUCUCCGGCAAAUAGUCCCGUCAAUUUUAUUACGCAGCCAUCUGUUCCGUCAUCUGCCACAGCUUUCCCAUCCCUGACGCAACCUCCCGAUGUUUUCACCGUGACCACUGGCGCAAGGGUGCAGAUCUAUUCGAUUCGUACCCGGAAGCUUCUGCGGACGAUAACUCGCUUUGACGACACGGCACGAGGAACGGAUGUCCGUCCCGAUGGACGCGUUGUCGUGACGGGAGACGAUAGCGGUGCCGUGCAGGUGUUUGAUGUCGGAUCCCGCUCGAUUCUGAAGACGUGGAAGGACCAUAAGCAGCCCGUUUGGGUUGCCAAAUUCUCACCUGCUGAUCCCACAGCUAUAUUCACAGCGAGCGAUGACAGAACGGUGCGACUGUGGGAUCUGCCGAGUGAGCAUAGCGCCAGGACAUUCUUGGGACAUACAGACUACGUACGCAGCGGGGCGUUCAUGCCUGGGUCGGCAGCAUCCGCUGGGUUGGUCGUUUCGGGAAGUUACGAUCGCACAGUGCGACUGUGGGACCCUAGGGUGGAAAACCGCGCUGCGAUGGUUUUCAAGAUGGCGGCACCAAUUGAGUGUGUUUUGCCUAUGCCAUCAGGGACUUCGUUGCUCGCGUCUGCGGAUAACAAGAUUGCCGUGUUAGAUAUCGUUGCCGGAAAGCCGUUGCAUAUGAUUCAGAGCCAUCAGAAGACAGUCACGUCGUUGGCCUUGGCAUCAAAUGGGGAGCGAUUGCUCAGCGGUGCGCUUGAUGGACACAUGAAGGUCUUCGAGACAACGGGGUGGAACGUGGUAUCUGGAUCCAAGUACCCGUCUCCCAUUCUUUCGCUCAAAGUUAUCACCACUGGUACGGCACUGGAAGACAAACACGUCGCCGUCGGAAUGCAAUCGGGCCUACUGUCUAUAAAGACGCGACUUUCCGGCCAACAAAAAGUACGCGAACGGGAGCGCAGGAAGGAAAUGCAGGCUCUUCUGGAGGGAAAAAUAGAAGAGCAUGAUCGAAAAGUAGCCAAGCAGAAGAAACUUCGCGGCUCAGGCUGGGAAAAGCGCCUGCGUGGACGGGACUUCAUCGGCGAAGGCGUGGACAUCGUUAUCGAGGGACAGGACCGUAAAAGACGGAAGAAGGAACAACCAUGGGAGCAUGAUUUGCGCAAAGCCAAAUAUUCGGCAGCUCUAGACCAGGUUCUCGCGUCAACUGACAAGACCGCUCAACUUACUCUCCUGACGGCUCUACGACAUCGCUCUGCACUCCGUGCCUCGCUGCAGGGACGGGAUGAAGAGACACUGCAGCCUGUCCUGCGGUGGGUGUAUAAGAAUAUCACGGAGCCUGGCUUGGUGAAUCUCAGCGUCGAAGUCGCCAUGAACGUGUUGGAUAUCUAUUCUGGAAAUCUGGGGCAGUCAACACAGAUCGACAAGCUAGUCGAGAGGCUGCAUCGACGGGUACGGGAGGAAGUGGAAAUGGCCCAGCAGGCAUAUCAGACCAAGGGAAUGCUGGAUAUGCUGAAAGUAUGA
This is a messenger RNA of Monascus purpureus, 1626 nucleotides long. The record is from the annotation of a GenBank genome assembly. Lineage: Eukaryota; Fungi; Ascomycota; Eurotiomycetes; Eurotiales; Aspergillaceae.